CCGCUUUUUAGAAAAAUUUUUCUCCGCCAAAAAUAUUUGAAAUUAUUUCACCAAUUUUUGCCGAUGAUGUUGUGGACCACAACUUGUGGUCAAAGUUGUCAGAUUGAUUUGAGCUGUUAUGAUGAAACUGAAUCUACUUUGAAACCAGAAAAGUCAGUUACUGUUAAAGUUGUAAUUCAUAAUUAUCAUAAUUAUUUUGAUUAAGAAACAAUAGAUGGUGCAGUAAGCAAACUAUCGUCUGCAAUCAUCAUCAUCAUUCAACUUCAACAUGGUGAGAAAACUCAAGCAGAAGAAGAAAUCUGAUGAAACAUCAGCUUAAAUUUUCAUCUCCAUCAUUAUUUGAGUUGUGGAAGUGAUCAGUGAGAUCGUUGAAAUGAUAAAAAUUGUGAAUGGUGUUUAACAAUUUGUGAAAUCUCUUUCAAGCUUCCAUUCCAGUUAUCACCAUCAUCAGUAACCCUUUCUUUUGUGUUAUCUAACCACUUAUCUACUUCAUCACUUCUUAUCAACUCUUGCUUUUUGAUGCUAACGAAUUUUACUCUCUUUGUUGGUUUAUCCGAAAACUUGCUUCUAAUUCAUUUGUUGCGUCUACCGUUCAUCCCGUCCAAGCAAAUUCACGUCAAACUAAGAUGACAUCUUCGAGAACCGGUGAUUCCAAUGAGCGCUCCAAAAAUCUAUGGGUUUUUGGUUAUGGAUCUUUGAUUUGGAAUCCUGGUUUUAGUUAUGUUCGAAGUUCUGUUGGCUCUAUUAAAGGAUUCAAGAGACGUUUCUGGCAAGGAAAUGAUAUUCACAGAGGUACCCCUGACAAGUUGGGUCGCGUGGUUACUCUCAUCGCCGAAAAAGAGGCAAUUACCUGGGGACGGGCCUACCUGAUUAAAGAUGAAUGUGCAUGCCGUAGUUAUCUGGAUCAAAGAGAAUGCCAAGAAGGUGGUUAUGAGGCCAAAAUGGUUGAAUUUGUGCCUCGGGACAAUGACGAGCUGAUUUUAUCAUCAUCAUCACAAUCUUUGUCUGCUUCAUUCCAAGUGCUGGUUUACAUUGCCUUACCUACCAAUCGUUUCUUUCUUGGUCCAGCUCCAGAAAUGACCAUUGCUUGUGAUAUAGCGUUUGCUUCAGGUGAAUGUGGACCCAAUGUUGAAUAUUUAGCAAAAUUGGUUGCUUUUAUGAGAUAUCAUUGGCCAGAAGUGUGGGACGAUCAUCUUUAUGAACUAGAACGUUCAGUUAAAAAAAUACUUGAUAAACGGUUUCCGUGCAAGUUAAAAUAUUUUGACAAUGCUAUGAACGACGAAGCCAAAUGUUUAUUACAAACCCUUGAAAGACUCAAAUUAUUGGAAUUUGAUUUUAAUUGGAGAACUGAGAAGGAAAUUAAAUCUCUUGAAUCAAGACUCAAUUUCAUCGAAUUACCGAGAGAUUUAGUUGCAUCCUCCAAAGGAGUCCGAAUUAAUAUAUGACAAUUAACAAAUUAAUAUUCUUUGAUAGAUAAAAUUUACCAUUUUACAAUUUAUCAAUAGCCAUUUAUCAAUUUAAAUGAAUGAAAAUAUAACAAGACAACAAAUCAACAAACAAAACACAAUUGAAAUUUUAAGGGGAACAAAAAAAUCAAAUUAUACGCAGCUAUUUAUUAUUGACAAAUGUUUUGUUAUCAUACUCUUUAUAAUUGUUAUUGAUGAUGAUAUGUUUCUUUUUCUGUAUCAUCAAGCAAUCAUCGACAGAGAAAAACAAAUUAUAUUCAUAAUUCUUCUACGAGCAGCUCAUUAAUAAUCAAAAUUCAUUCCAGCUCAGGGCUGUUCAUUAUCAAUAAAAAUAUCUUCUUGCUUUCAAGCAUAUCUUUGAAAAGCAAAAGUUUCUCAUCAAAAUAAAGAAAUCAAUAACUCUUUAUUGUAACAACCUGAAUGAUACCUUUAAUUGUUUUCCCUUAAACUGCUGUCUUGUGAAAAUUAUUUUGGUUAAGUAGUUUUUCAUUGAUUAAACAAAAAUAAAUGACAAA
Messenger RNA from Tetranychus urticae (two-spotted spider mite), 1981 nucleotides. Its product is annotated as glutathione-specific gamma-glutamylcyclotransferase 1. Lineage: Eukaryota; Metazoa; Arthropoda; Arachnida; Trombidiformes; Tetranychidae. Gene Ontology annotation, biological process: glutathione catabolic process. The record is from RefSeq and is a predicted model, not a curated record. Gene Ontology annotation, molecular function: glutathione specific gamma-glutamylcyclotransferase activity. Gene Ontology annotation, cellular component: cytoplasm.